AUGGUCAUUUUCAUCAUAAUAAUCAACAGAAUCAUAGUCGUCAACCUACAACGGCAUAAUUUACGACUUCUAUUGUCUUCAUGCAACAAGAUUUAUGACAACUACAAAAACAACAACAACAAAAACAACAUCAAAGACCACAACAUCAACAAUCCCACGGGUGGCAAAAUCAAGAGCAGCAACGGUUAUAACAACAACAACAUCAGCAACAGAGACCAUACCAGCGACAACAUCAUCAACAAAAACACUUGGGUCAGUGCCAGAAAAAGAAACAAUACCGUCACCGAUAUUUACAGCGAUAAACAUAACAGCAGCAGUUCCAAUAACGAGAGUAAUUAUUAUCGCACCGAACUUGAUUUCAGAAACUGCACUGCAGUCGAUGACUUGAAGAGAGAACGAGAACAAUGCUGCAACAAUGACAACAACAAAAAUGUUGACGACGAUGACGACGAUGAAGGAAGCAGCGAGGACGAGUGGGAUAGCUUGGAUGAAGAGAUCGAAGCAUUCAACAAAUCCAGGGCCGUCGAAUUACUAGAGGAGCUCAAAUUAUCGAAGCGAAAAUCAAAGAAAGGCGAAAAUUUUUUGAAUGGCCAGCUGCACAAGUCAAAAUCUCACGCUAACUUUGGGAAUAGAUUGAAUAGAAGCGCAGCGAUUGAAGAAGAAUUUGUGAUUGAAGUGAGAGACAGUGAUGGUAAUGACGACAACGAUGAUGGCGACAAUGGAUUUCACAAAUCAGCUUCAUCUCACACCGCAUCCAACACGUGCCAAAAUAAUGAUGCUAAGUUUCACCAACAAGGUCAACAUCAUCAACAACAUCUCAAACAUCAAGAACAUUAUUACAAUCAGGAACAACUUUUGCAGCAGCAGCAGCAGCAACAUUUUCAGCAGCAUCAAAACAAAACAAUUUCACAAGAUGUCAUCCCGCUAAACGUCCAUGUUACAGACCACGACAACAAUACGCGAAACAGAAGUUUGAAAAAAGGUGCUAAAAAUUUUGAGAAAGAGCACCAUUCGAGAUCCUUUUCAGACAAGGGACCAAGUGGGAAGAACAAAUCCCAACGUGUCGUUGAUAGGAACACAACGCACGCAAACUCCUACAACUCUGAUCACCCUCUCCUUGAACUCAACAAACUCAAUUGCGACUUAUUUGCAGACUUAGCUCAAAUCAAACGAAAUUUAACCGAAAGAUGCAGCCUCUGGAACGGUAGGAAAUCCAGCAUCCACGACGAACUCUCCUUAUCAGACCAGUACCAACACUUUCUCCCCUUAAGACCAAACUUGCGUAAAGUUUCUCUCCCGCCUCUAUCUGUCAACGAUUCGGAUUCAAAACUAGCGCUCAGUGGUUCAGAUUCAAAACCAAAAUCUCACUGCGUAUCACCUAGAAAGCUGAACCAAUCCAACCAAAAAAAGAAAUCAAAAGAUAGCAGCAGAACAUCAAUGAAAGGCUUCAAACUCAAUCCGCUAAAUAUGCAAACAAGACUUAGUGAGAUCAACGUGGACGGCAACGUUUUGAACGAUAACGUGGAUGAUGACGAGUUGUUGAAGAUUAACAACGGGCGACGAGGCUCUCUGAAACCAUUGUUCAGAGAUUCUGUUGAAAAUAUUAGCAAUAACAAUUUAAAACUAAAUACUACAAAAUUAUCAAGUAUAUUUAAUGAAGACGACGACGACGAUGCGAUUCGUUCUGGGAGGGCCUCUACCGAAAGAUGCUCAGAAUUCAGGACUAAGAAAAAGUUUUUAAAGAAGUUUCAAAACUUUUAUUGCAACGACAACAGUUCACACGAUAACGACGAAUUAAAACCUUCGAGAAUACCACGGCACGAAGAUGCGUGCCAAGCAGAUAACCUCAACUCCUCACGCCAAUCCAAACUUGACAAGUCCUUAGACAGUGAGAAACAAUCGAACAAUCCAACAAAUUCAUCCAGAACGACCAGCAAAUUAAAAUGUGGAAACGACGCAGAAAACGAACACGCUACGCACAUUGCGGUUGCGACGGAACGUUUCCCUAACACUUCACAGACGGACGACUGGAAGGCUAAAUCGUUAGCGGAGUUCUGGCACGAAACAGAAUUAGAUCUAGACGCAUUUUGAUGAUUACAACUCAAUAACACAUUAGAAGACCGAAUCAACAAAAUAUUUUUUUUUAUUAAAAAAUAUAUUAACAUGACAAAUAAACAAGUGUUCUAUGUACAAAAAGUCAAACAUUGAAAAAAAACAAAAUAGUUGAUGUUGAAUUUUUUCCUUUAAAUAAAAAUUUUAUUAACACCUAAA
Molecule: messenger RNA, 2271 nt
Organism: Helobdella robusta
Lineage: Eukaryota; Metazoa; Annelida; Clitellata; Rhynchobdellida; Glossiphoniidae
Exons: 5
Coding region: 1-2091 (696 amino acids)
Source: RefSeq, a predicted model, not a curated record